AUGUUCACCUUCGGCAGCAACUGGUUCAACAGCCUUGCUGUUCUGUUCCUCUUGGGCGCCGCUACAGCAGCCCCUGCACCAGACAACAUGGCGAACCAUGAACCAAGCAAUGCCACUCUGGUUCCUCGCAGCUGCCAGACAGUUGCUCCGAGAGUUUUAGCCCUGCUCAACGAGAACCAACCCGAUGUUUUCAUCCCUUCUUCCGACAACUUUAUUGUCUCCCGCACUUCUCAACCGCCCCACAAUGACCUGAUUAUGACAUUUUCAUUCGAAUUACCAUACGGAGCGACAGGCUGCAUGCUACAGAUCCAAUGGCCUGAAUCUGAACCCCCCUUCAGCUCUGGCCCCUCAGAGACAGUCGAAGUCUGGACGGUGAAGCCUUGGGGACCUAACGUUUUGGGAUCGACUGAACCUACUUUUGCCAACCCGCCCGAGCUGGAUCAAAUGGUUGGCACAGUCAAUUUCCCCCCGAAGCGACAUCCGGGCGCUUUCAAGACAAUUGUCGCCAGCGGUUCAUGCACGUCCACCAUGAGCUAUUUGGUCAAAUUCGCAGAAUGGCAGAAAGAGGAAGGUUUUGUGGGUUUCGAAAACAUGCCGGGCAGGUUGGGAUGGUCAUUGAUUUACAACUGUUAG
Messenger RNA from Paracoccidioides brasiliensis Pb18, 633 nucleotides. RefSeq lists its product as uncharacterized. The record is from RefSeq and is a predicted model, not a curated record. The transcript has a single exon. Bases 1 to 633 code for a protein of 210 amino acids.